Messenger RNA from Notolabrus celidotus (New Zealand spotty), 4476 nucleotides. RefSeq names its product potassium channel subfamily K member 13. The transcript is spliced from 3 exons. Gene Ontology annotation, cellular component: membrane. Gene Ontology annotation, molecular function: potassium ion leak channel activity. Bases 329 to 1672 code for a protein of 447 amino acids. NCBI's taxonomy places the organism in Eukaryota, Metazoa, Chordata, Actinopteri, Labriformes, Labridae. Gene Ontology annotation, biological process: stabilization of membrane potential; potassium ion transmembrane transport. The record is from RefSeq and is a predicted model, not a curated record.
AAAAAAACCCUCAAGAGGCUUCCUCUCUCUGGUCAUUGUUCAACAGACCCAUGGAACGAGAGCAGCAGACCAGCAGUGCUCAGGGAACAGAUCAACAAGACCAGAUAUGUUGUCUUCAAAUGCAUAAUUUUUCUGCUGCGUGACCAAAGCAGCCGUCAGUUGAGAUCUUUUCAAUUGCAGGAGCCAAAUACUUUUUGCAAUUUAACUUCAGUUACUUUAUAAAUCCAGUGCAUGUAUUUUGCGUAGUGAGUGAUGCAUGAAACAAACACUGUGAGUGUGUGAGUGGCAGUGUAGUGCAUGCUGUUGCAGUGGUGUAUCAGCACUUCUCAUGGCUCAGAGGAGGGCUGCUGGCUGCUGCUGCUGCAGGGCGCCCAUGAAUGAAGACAAUGCCCGGUUCUGCCUUCUGGCUGGGCUCAUUCUGCUCUACUUACUAUGUGGGGCGGCCAUCUUCUCAGCUCUGGAGCACCCCUUUGAGCUGCGAGCCCGCCGCCUCUGGAAACAACAGCUGGACAACUUCACUCAGAGGUACAGGGUGAACCUAGGUGCCCUGCAUACUCUGCUGCGGCAGUAUGAGGAGGCAAAUGGAGCUGGGAUCAGAGUGGACGCGUUGAGGCCUCGAUGGGACUUUUCUGGAGCUUUUUACUUUGUGGGCACAGUGGUCUCCACUAUUGGCUUUGGCAUGACAACGCCUGCAACAAUAGCUGGAAAGAUAUUCCUGAUCUUUUACGGUCUGAUCGGCUGUGCUGCCACCAUCCUCUUCUUCAACCUCUUCCUGGAGAGGAUUAUCACCAUGCUUGCGUACAUCAUGCGUUGGUGUCACGAGCGCCGGCUGAGGUGUGCUGGAGUCGGGGUGGUGUCAAGCAGGGAGGAAUCAUCUGGUGAGGAGGACAGUCUUGAAGGCUGGAAGCCGUCAGUCUACUAUGUGAUGCUGAUCCUCGGUGUGGCAUCAAUUCUGAUUGCCUGCAGUGCCUCCACCCUGUACAGUUCCAUGGAGAACUGGAGCUACGUGGACUCUCUCUACUUCUGUUUCGUGGCCUUCAGCACCAUCGGCUUUGGGGAUCUGGUGAGCAGCCAGAGACAACACUAUGAGUCUCAGGAGGCAUACCGACUUGGGAACUGCCUUUUCAUCUUGAUGGGGGUGUGUUGCAUCUACUCACUUUUUAAUGUAAUUUCUAUCAUCAUAAAGCAGACUCUCAACUGGAUUGUGGGUAAGUUGGUUUGCCCCGGGCGGCACCAGUCCUGCUCCUGCUCUGCACCAGGCUGUCUGAGGCUCUGCUGCCCCUGCCUCCACAAGAAAAAGCACAACCAGAGGCGUCUGCCUGUACACCUCAGACAAAAACGCUUAAAACGCAACACUGUGCAGCCCGCCUCUCACUGCCCUCCGGGGAGACACCGCUACACGGAGGGCUCCGUGGAGACGGUGUGUGACAGUGAGACUGAGGCAGUGAAUGAUGGGGCUCAUGUGGGCCGCCGUCUGUCAGGAGAGAUGAUCUCUGUCAAUGAGUUCAUGGUGUCUAAUAAGGUGUCUCUGGCUCUGCUGCAGAAGCAGCUGAGUGAAACAGCCCAUCAGGGUCCACGGCAGAGCUAUGGAUAUCAGAACGGAUUCUCUGGAGGCGUUGGGGCUUUGGCCAUUAUGAAUAAUCGUCUACAGGAAACCAGUGUGGAUAGGUAGCAACAAACCGAUGUUCCACUUGUGUGCACUGCUUUGGGGUCUCUAUUUUGGGGCAAUGUUCCAUCUUAUUUAAUCUGGAGUAAGUCAAUAAUUUACCCACUUAGUAUGACAUGUCCAAACUCUGAUAAUAGAGUACUUUUUCUCAAUUUAUCCUCUAUCAGUGGAAGUCUAUGCACGUAAUAGCAGACCCCAAGCAUGGAUUCAGGACAUCAAAGAAGUGAUUACAUUUCAUUCCGUUUAUAGAAAGAGAGCCAGAAGAUGAACACAGUUUAAAGAAUUCACCAUCUCUGUGAAGAGGGGUCUGAUGUCCUGAAGUGAUUGGCUUAUACAAAAGCAAUCAGAUGGGAGAAGCAGCAAAGGAGCACUUAAAGGGGACUGCUGAUUUAAGAGAGCUGCUCACUUCCUCUGAGUUCCUCAAUAAAUACAGUUUUAUGUGCUGUGGUAGUCAAUAUUAGAGAGCAUGUGGGCCUAAAUACAACAUCCACAGCCUCUUUUUAGUUUACUAGCUGCAUAUAUAAAACAUUUGAAAUGCUAUUUGUAUUCAACAGAGCUUUUAGGGGGGCUUACAAGCACUAAGAAAGAGAUGUUUUAAUUAGUUGAUAGCUCACAAGUCGCCCAUCUUGCUUCAUCAACACACAUCAUUGAAAUUCAUAGUAAUCAUGAAAGUGCGCUGAGAUCCAGGGUUUUCAAUAGAGCACAUUUAAUCAAACCGGGCCCCGUAGAGGACGUCCUUCUGUCAACAAGUGGUGUGCAGAUAGUCGUUGGGUCACAUCAUCAGAGCAGAGAGCAGCAUUCAGGCUCUCCUCGGCCAGCUGGAGGAGAUCCUUUCUAUGCAAGAAAGCCCAUUUUAUCCCUUCUUAUCAUCUGUGCUUUUAUCAGCAGCCAUGAUGAUGAUUGUGAGGAGAAAUGCUUCAUCAGAAGAGGUUCAGAGACUAAAUCAUCCUUUUUUCCUCUGGUGAUCAUGCUUAAUGAAUUUUCUCGCUCUUACAAUCACAACAGCAGAGAGGAGAGAAUAGGUCUUUGUUUUUUGUGUGCGUAAAAAUAUUGAAGUCUUCAGUCAGAUAUUCUUUAUUGAGGUUUGAAACAAUCAUGACUUAACAUGUAAUGUCAAGGUCUAUACACAGGAGAGUACUCGCUGGAACAAUGAAACAAUGCAGAUACAAUGACCCGUUCUGAAAUCGACCCGUUCUGAUGCUGUUUGUUUUAUCAACAAUAUAAAACAUGGAUAAGGCAUCACAGUACAUCAUCCAACUUAUAGAAACAACACAUUUCACUUAUGCUGUAUUGAAGAAUGUCUUUAGAGUUAUGGUAAUUACACAAAUAAAAUUUGUAUAUGUGUAGAACUUAAUUACUUUAUGUGUAUUGUAUUAGUAUGUUGACAAAGACUUUAGGAUUUGGGAUAUUUGGGCAAUUUUGGUUACACAGACUUCAGUUUUUGGUCACAAUAAAACCUGAAACAUGCUAUAAAGUUCCUUACAAACAAUCUACUGAAUUAUCUUAACAAUUAAUCUAAUUUCUAAGCAUCACUUCAACCAAGUGGAUUUUAUCCUACAAGUUAAAAUGAAACGAGUAACUUAUAAAAGUUACAUCAUCAAAAAGAGUGUAUGUUCUGUGUGAAAUGUAUUUGUUCUUGAUAGAGUGUGUGUGUGUGUGUGAAGAUUUUAUGAUCAUGUAAAUAUUCCACCAGAGUUUAUUAGCUUGUCUCUUUUAAGGGAAGAAGAAAUAUUUGUGCAUUCCCUUCAGCUGACCAGCUGUUAGCACUGUUGGAAUUCCCUGUUUAACCAAAUGGAUAUAUGUUAGCUACAUGCUAGUUUUUGGCUAGCUGAUGCCGUUUUCGUCACCACACUUUUCUCUUCCUGGAAAAGCAGUCAUCAUAGUCAUGAAAUACCCUUAUAAUCUAUUCUUAUGUAUGUACUCUUAUAACAUCAUCUUUAAAAUAUAACACUAUAUUUACUGAUUUACCUUAAAUAUCCAACAAAAAUGUACAAUUUCACAGUUGUUUGUUUUUCAUUACAAUAGACCGUCAUUUAAAGUGAUCAUAUGUAGCCUGUCUACUGUUCACUGAAUAUGAGGCAGAGGUUUGUUGCUGGAUCAGUGUCUCUGAGUAAGUUUUAAAAAAUGUCCCUUUUAUAUAAAUAUAAAAUGUAACAGGCUCCCAUUAGAUCUAUUUUUGCAUUGUAUUUAUUACGACAAGAUGCUGCUUGCUGGCAUGAUGUAAACAAACACUCCUGUCUGUUAAUAAUCUCCCUUUUUGUUAAAUUGCACACAUGAAGAAACUGUUUUUAUAUUGACAUUAAUUACAGUCCCUCAGUGGAUGUCUGGAGACUAAAUCAGAGAUGGCAAAUUCAGGAUCCUCCCAGGCCCUGGACAGACGGGUCAAAAAGGAACUCAUGGUGAAUAUGCUGUUGAUAGUUGAGAUGAUAACAUAUCAUCUCAUGGUUAAAUUAGAUGAAUGUGUAAUCUUACUUACAUUUGGUAGUGUGGGGUUGUGCGUCUCUCUUUGUUGAUAGUAAGCAGAAAUAAUGCAGUUUCUUCUGUUAGGAAAAAAAAAGUAAGAAGGAAGUCAUUUCCAAUACCACAUAGCACUAAACACAGACAUGCACGAACACACAAACACAUACAGAGAGAACCAUCAACACUCAUUUCAUGUCUCUUACUUGCUCUGUAUGCCUCCCCCUGGUGGUAAUCCGGGGAUGACCGUGGAUGCGAGGACUGUGAGGACUGACAGCAGGUCUGGCUCCUCUCCUCUGGCACACAGCUCUUCAUAAAUCUCUGUUGAACAUUAAAGAAAACAUACAAACACA